Molecule: messenger RNA, 8173 nt
Organism: Drosophila rhopaloa
Lineage: Eukaryota; Metazoa; Arthropoda; Insecta; Diptera; Drosophilidae
Gene: Ziz
Product: dedicator of cytokinesis protein 9
Exons: 14
Coding region: 710-7573 (2287 amino acids)
Biological process (GO): positive regulation of GTPase activity; small GTPase-mediated signal transduction
Molecular function (GO): guanyl-nucleotide exchange factor activity
Source: RefSeq, a predicted model, not a curated record
UUCGCGUUCCCAAGCCCCAAAAAUCGGUGGAUCUCGUUCGCGUGUGGAGCUCGGCGCUUCGUCAGCGGCAAAUCAAAAAGAUACAGCACUUCACGCCGAAACAGUUCGAUCAAAUCGCCGCUGCAAAACGUUCAAAACACCUUAAAUGCCACAAACGCACGUAAAUUACGAAAAAUCAACCCCCUAAUAAAAACGUGUAAACAGCUGUGUUUAGCUCAUUAAAGUAUAUUGUUUAUAAUCUCACGGGAUGCUAUAAGGCUGCUAAAAAUAUUAUUCGUGGGUGUUUGUUUUUUCGCAAAUACCCCUUGGCCCCCGCGAAUUUUUGCCAAAAGGGGCGUGGGAAUUCGGACGUGCCUGUAUGGGUGUUUUGUGUAUAACAUGGAUAUAAAAAAAUUUAGCAGAUAAAUCCUUUAACAACAAAUCGUAGUGUUGUUUUUAGGAAACUUUAUAAAUUCGAAGAAAAAAGUGCGAAAAGGUGAAAGAAAAGUCAAUGUAACAAGGAUAACGCAUUAGUCAUCGCUGACAGCGACGUCGACUGCGCAGUCGGCAGCGCAUCCUGACUGCGCUAGUGUGUGUGUGUCUCUCUAUUUUUGAAUUGCUGCCGGUUUUCGCACAAUAACAACAACAAAAGCAACAGCAGGAGAGCCAAACAACAACAACAACUUGUAACGCCUUUUGAUCCCUAUCCCUAAAUAAAACAGCAAGCAGAAUGGAGCGUAAAUUUACGCGCGGUUUAAAUAAGCUUGGCUCAGCGGUGCAAAUGAGAGAGAAUGUCUCUCAGUUGGUGAGAGAGAGCGCGGUUUUGAUGAACUGCACGGGCCGCUAUCAGCGUAGCCUCUCCAUUGUGAACAAGCCUAUGGUUGUGGAGCCGAUAGAUUUCGAAGCCUUUAUAGCCAAAAAUAAAACUGUUAUCCAAAAUGAUCCGCAGAGGGAGCUUCUCAUUUAUCCCGCUGAUGAUGUCUCGGAGAUUAUUAUGCCGCGAAAGCAGCGGACCAAUGCCAAAUCCGUGGCCGACAGAUUUGAUCCACCCAAUGAAGCGAUCGUGUGUCCUCUCCAUGGUCCUUCUAUAAUCGGGAAUGGAAAUGGACACAGCCAAGUGAGUCGACAGGGAAGCAUUCAGUCGAAUGGGAGCCACCACAACGGAAAUGGCAAUGGACACACCAGCAGUAGCAGUAGCAGCAGUUUGACCAACUCCAACGGACACGGCCAACUCUCCAGGAAGAGUUCACAGUGUUCGAGUGGCUCCUCCAGCCAAAAAGAGUCCUCAUAUGAGUCCGCCCUUUCCUCGAUUACGCUCCGUUCACAUUUGGCCCAGCCGGAAGAGGUGGAUGAGUUUGCAGACGAUGGGCACGGCGAAGACAUAGUGGAUGGACAUGCUCACGGAUCCAGAGCGGAAUGCACCAGGUUCACGCGACAAGCUCUGUACACCUACAGGGCUAAAAACCAUUUGAUUCACUAUAAAUAUAAUGCCUACGGUGGGAACUGCCAUGAUCUGCCCAGUACCUCCCCAGCCGAGGAAUUGCUGGAGGAGGUCUACGAAAUCGAUGCAGAUCAGGAUAGGAUAGACGAGCAGAUGACUCGCUCCCAGGCGGACACAAUUACUAAGCAGGGUUAUCUCCUCAAAGGUCCCGAUUCGGCGUCAGAUCGCAUGUUUGCCAACAUUGGCAACAAGUCAUUUAAGCGUCGCUAUUGCUAUCUGCGCCAGGAGAUUGAUGGUACCUACAUAUUAGAACUGCACAAGGACGAGAAGCAGGGUGAAGCCAAGGCCACUAUAGUCAUGGACUUUUGCACCGAUGUGGUGCAGAACCCCAAACGUGGUCGCUUUUGCUUCGAACUGCGCAUGACGACGGGGCAUAAAUCCUUUACCCUGGCCGCCGAGAACGAGCAGGACUUCAAGGACUGGCUUAGCAAAAUAUCCUCGGUGUUAGCUCAGAAUCGCGCCCAAGAGGAGAAACGUAAUGCUUCGCUGGAGCGCCAGCCAUCUAUCGGCUCGAAUCCAAGCCCCCAGCUCCAGCCACCAGCAAUGGAACCCCCAACCUUUGGUACUCUAAAGGGUCUGGAUCAAUCACUGCACCCCCAAUUGAUGAAGUAUGGAAGGGAAACGGAUCACUCAAUUGCUUUGGCCAGAAGGGAGCAACGCCGACGCUUAUUUGCCUGCUAUCAGUCGCCAGCUAAGAGCAGUGGUAGUGAUAAUGUGGAACAGUAUCGAGAGCACUUUGGCACACGGCUACUGCUUACCUGCCACAACCUGCGCUUCCGCCUGCAGUGCAUCCCACAGGACGAAGGUUCUGCUGGUGGAGUCGAACAACAAGUGGAGCCCUAUAUCACCAGUCUGGCAUUGUACGAUGCCAAGGCGAAUCGCAAGUUGAGCGAGAACUUUUACUUCAACGUGAAUGAACAGUGGGCCGCCCAGCUGUUACCGAACACUCCAGUUCCCUCAUCUGUUGCUGGUUGUGGAGUUCCUAGAAAGUCAGCGGAGGGCGAAGAGAGAAGCUCCGCCUCCCAGGCACCUCACUCCCUAUUCGAUGGAGUCUCCGCGGAGUUGCUACGCUCGAAUCGCCAGCAAUUCCAGCAGCUAAGACAGUGUCUGCUUUCAGUUACUGCCCCACAUGCGGAUAUUUAUUUGGUUGUGCGAGUGGAAAAACUUCUGCAAUCGGGAAUAGCCCAGGCUGCCGAACCUUAUCUGAAAGCUGGCAAGGAUCCGAAGCUUGGUCAGAAAGUCUACAAAGCCGCGAAGAGCUGUGCGCAGCAUAUUGGGCAUUAUAGGCAGCCUUUUGCCUGGGCAGCUAGACCACUGUUCAAGCAAUACAGCCACGAACUGGAUGUUGAUCCCAAAAAGGAGUUCGAAUUCAGCCCCAUUUACCGCCAGGAAUUACCCAAACUUAAGGACGAUGAGCUGCUCAAGCUCUUAGUAGAUUAUCGUAAGCCCGAGAAACUAAGCAAACUCACCAUUAUUCCUGGAAGCCUAAAGAUGCAGAUGCAGUUCAUCGAUCAGACCACACCCUGCGGCUUGAGUAAAUCACUGGCUCCUUUGUCCACCUUCAGUCCAAAUUCUAAGCAAUCGCCCACUGUCGAGUUGGCCGAAUUUCAAAGCCAGAGCGAACGGGAUGCCCAUCCUUAUACGAGUUUCUGUAACCACCUCUAUGUGUAUCCACUGAGUUUGCAGUUCGAUAGCCAGAAACUAUUCUCACGUGCCAGGAACAUUACGGUGGUGGUGGAACUGCGGGAUGGCGAUGGAGAGUACAGCAAACCUCUGAAGUGCAUCUAUGGUCGUCCUGGGCAGGAUCUUCUGGUUUCCCAGAUAGCCUGCCCGGUGCUGCAUCACAAUGUGACGCCCACAUGGUACGAGGAGAUCAAGCUGCGUCUUCCUUUGGGACUGUUUCCCGAACACCACCUCCUCUUCUCCUUCUACCAUGUGUCCUGUAAUCUGAGCAAGAAAAGGGAUGCUCAUGCGGCUUUCGAGACGCCUAUUGGCUAUGCCUGGUUGCCAUUGCUGCAGAAGAAUAGGAUUUGCUUGGAGGAGCAGCAACUCCCGGUGGCUGCCACUUUGCCAGUGGGCUAUCUUUCCAUUCAGCCCUUGGGAUGGGGCAAGGGGCAGAACUGCGGUCCGGAUAUCCAGUGGAUCGAUAACCAGAGGAAUCUGUAUACGGUGGGAUUGCGUUUGGAUUCAACGGUUCUUACAGCAGAUCAGCACUUGCAUAACUUUUUUGGGCAUUGCGAAAGAUUGCUGGAGGGAGGCAAAACUGGAGCAGUGCCGGCGGAAACGGAAACCUGCAAGAUCUUGAAAGCUGCCCACGCGAUCGAUAUGAAAUCGUUGAUUAACUAUUUACCUACGCUUCUUAAUGAGCUGUUUACUUUGCUAGUUCACACUCAAUCCGAAGAAAUAGGCUUGAAUGUAAUCCGCCUGAUAACAAACAUUAUCCACUUAAUAAGCGAUCAGGCUAAGAGAGCCGAUCUUUUGGGAGCCUACGUAAAAUACGUAUUUCACGCACCCUACUACAGUCAGCAAACAGCUAGACAGAGGACUGUCCAUGGAGAACUUUGCAGGCACUUGCCCUACCUCCUGAAUCCCAGCAAUCCCGAUUUUCUGAUCGUAAACAAAUUCAUGAGAUACUCCUCGAUAUUCUUCGAUCUGAUUGUAAAGAGUAUGGCUCAGCAUUUGUUGGCCACUGGCAGAAUUCGAAUGCUGCGCAACGAGCGGUUUCCCAAGGAAUAUGCCGAUCGGGUGGAGCAGCUGAUCAAAGCAUUGAUGCCCUACAUAACCACUCGAUUUCAGGACUUAAGUGAGGAAACUCAUCUACUAAAUCGAUCUUUGGCCAAAUUUGUACGACAGUGUCUAAGUUACAUGGACAGAGGAUUUGUCUUCCGCUUGAUUCGUUGUUAUAUGGGAGAGUUUUCGCCUGGUAAUCCCCGUAUACUUCACGAAUACAAGUUCAACUUUUUGCAAGAGAUCUGCCAGCAUGAGCAUUAUGUGCCUCUUAAUCUCCCUUUUGUUUUGAAUCCCAAGAACCGUCCGCCUGAAAUGAUGCAGCACUUCACACUUUCCGAACAAUUUUGUCGGCAACACUUUCUGUCGGGACUACUACUCCAGGAAUUGAAGAGCAGUCUCAACGAAGUAGGCCACGUAAGGCGACAUGCUUUGGGAAUAUUCAAGGAUCUGCUGGCCAAACAUGAGUUGGAUAACCGAUAUCAACAGAGGGGUCAGCUGUCGAGGAUUGCCUUACUAUAUGUUCCUUGGUUGGGCGUUGUGAUGGACAACAUCCAUCGGAUUGAUGAUUUAUCGGAGUCUGGAGCCUGUACGCCCAAUGGACAUGUUUAUGCAGACUCUGCUUCCUAUACCAAGCGCUUGAGUUGUUCCAGUAGCUAUGUGUUUAGCAAGGACUCCUCCACUUUUGGCUCCUUAACGUCCACUCCGCGUUCGAAGAAUCGCCUGACCCUGCACUGCGAUCAACCGAGUCCAUAUCGCACCUCGGUUCACAUGAAGGAGCACAACUAUUUAGCCGCCAUAGCUGGCCAACCCAUUAGCAAUGGUAUCUCUAAUCUCUCACUUAACUCGAAUACGGACUCGGGGCACUCUCAGGACACUACCACAAUAGGAGCCUACACCAAUGGAGAUACGGAUGUGGCACUUCGCAAUGGACACAAUCGCUCAGUGAGCGUAACGCACGCACAGAUACUCUCCCGUUGCGAUAAGUUCAGCUCGGUGGAGAGCAAGGACCUCCUCUUGGGCUUCCUAUUCAUCAUCAAGCACCUCUCACAGGACCAAAUGGUGGGCUGGUGGCAGAACUGCAAUGAGUCCGAGACACUGCAAUUUCUCUCCAUUUUGGAUCUUUGCCUGUUGCAAUUCCGCUAUGUGGGCAAGAAAAGUGUGGUAAUAGCUCCAGACUCCCGUCAAGGACGUUUGGCCAAGGCCAACACUCUGCCAGCGAGGACUCAGCCCCCAACAGGAUUGGAAAAUGGCAACCAGGAUCAGCAGCCAAAUAGUGGAACUCUGAAUCAAACUAGGGAACAUUUACUAGAGGAUAUGGAUACUCUGGCUAAGAGUCAAUUGGCUCUUUAUGAAUCCAAUUUGGCCACUGAGGUGGGCAUGAUUAUAUUGGAUUGCUUAGGGAUGUAUGUCCUGCAGUUUAGACAACUCCUGGCUGAUAGCUUAAUCCUGCCCAAGUUGGCCAGAGUUUACCUGAGAUUCCUGCAGUUGGGUCAAUCUGAAAGGCUCUCAAAACACGUCUUCGCUGCUUUAAGAGCUUUUAUUAACAAUUAUGCAGUAGCCUUGUUCAAAGGAAAUGCCAUGUUGUGUGGUCAGAUGGUUUAUGAGCUCCUGAAAGCCUGCGAUAGUCGACUGGUGGAGAUUCGCCAUGAAUCUUGUGCCGUUUUAUAUCUCCUUAUGAGGAGUAACUUCGAAUUCAGUGGCAGAAAAGCCCUAACACGAGUACACCUGCAAGUUAUUAUCUCAGUGUCCCAAAUGAUUGGCAAUGUGAUUGGACUUAACAACGCCAGAUUCCAGGAGAGCUUGUCCAUCAUCAACAGCUAUGCAAAUAGCGACAAGGCAAUGAAGGGCACGGGUUUCCCAAUGGAGGUCAAGGAUCUAACGCGUCGAGUCCGCACUGUCUUGAUGGCCACUGCCCAAAUGCAAGCACAUCAUAUGGACCCAGAAAGAUUGUUGGAACUACAGUAUUCCCUUGCCAAUUCGUAUGCCUCAACGCCGGAACUCCGACACACUUGGCUGGUAACCAUGGCCAGAAAUCACGAGCAGAAUGGAAAUCUCUCAGAGGCUGCCUGCUGUCAUCUCCACAUAGCUGCUUUGAUGUGCGAAUAUCUCCGCUUAAGGGGUGGUUGCACUCUCAGUUGGUCAUCAACUGCGUUUAAAAAGAUAUCCAGGAAUAUUCCGCUGGAUGAACAGGGUCUUAAACUGGAUGCCGGUGCUCAGGACUCCCAGUACACAGAACAAAUGCUCCUAGAGCAACUGAAACAGUGUGCCGAUUUUUUGGACCGCGCUGAAAGGUUUGAGUGCCUCGGAGAGCUCUACAAACUUAUCCUACCCAUGUACGAAAGGGAUCGCAGUUAUCUGGACCUGGCUCACUGUUACGAACAUCUCACCCAAGCCUACAACAAAAUAGUAGAGGUGAAUCGUUCUGGAAAGAGAAUGCUGGGUCGCUUUUACAGAGUCGUCUUUUAUGGAAUGAUGUACUUUGAAGAGGAUCAUGCGAUCGAGUAUGUCUACAAGGAGCCCAAGCUAACUUCGCUGAGCGAAAUCUCUGAGCGACUGGCCGAGCAGUACAAGGAGAAGUUUGGAGCCGAUGUGGUUAAGAUGAUCAUGGAUUCGUCGCCGGUUAAAGUGGACGAAUUGGAUGCCAAACUAGCCUACAUACAGGUCACCCACGUGAUUCCAUUCUUUUCCAAGGAUGAACUCGACCAGAGGCUCAACGAAUUCGAGCAGAAUCAUGAUGUGGACACUUUUAUGUACGAAACACCGUUCACCAAAUCAGGAGCAGCCCGUGGCAGCGUGGAAGAGCAGUGGAAACGCAAGACAGUUAUAAAAACUCAAUACUCUUUUCCCUAUGUUCUCAAACGUAUACCGGUAAAAUCCCGCGAAAUCAUCGAACUGAGUCCCAUCGAGGUGGCCAUCGAUGAGAUGCAAUCCAAGGUUUCAGAGCUGGAGGAGAUCAUCCUCCCGCCAGCCGAUGUCAAGAAGCUGCAGCUCCGACUGCAGGGAAGUGUGGCUGUGACGGUCAAUGCCGGUCCUUUGGCCUAUGCCCAUGCCUUCCUCGAUGCCAAGGUGGUCAAUAACUUCUCAAUGGAUCGCGUCGGAGAUCUUAAGGAUGUCUUUCGCGAUUUCAUUGUGGUCUGUCAGAAGGCCCUGUUCCUGAACGAGCGAAUAAUCAGCGCGGACCAAAAGGAGUACCACCACGUGUUGAAGGAGAACUACGAGAAGCUGUGCCAGGCGCUCAGUGAGUUGCUCGACGACGAGUCCUUCCAGCCGCUCGGCGACGAUGCCGAAAGCGUAAACCAGCGCAACAGCAUGGCUUUGUUCAAUGCGAUCAGUGGCGCCUCACAUAAUUCAAGUACUGCUUAAGUCCAACAAAAUCAUUAUAAUGAUACCAAAAUUCAGAAACUCAGUCACCCACACGCACAGCUAACCAGAAAACAAAUCGAAUAUUGAAGUAUUCAAUUAACACGAGCCUGCGGCGUAGGCGUAGUGAUCGUAAUGCGUUAGCGUAACCACAACGUAGUCAUAACAUAGACUCUAUUGGUGUUCCUUUGUUCGAUGUUGUCGUUGAAUUUGAAAUUGUCUUGCGGAAGGUAAAGCUCGAUUUUGGGCUUAACGGUUGGAGACUUGGCUAAGAAGAUGCGCAUGUGACUAACCCCAUAAAACACAUGAAAAACCCAGAAUUGGUGGCUACUAAUCCAACCCAAAACUAACCGCAAGCGCUUUUUGGCUAAAUUUGGCAAAACUAACCAUACGUUCUGUGACCCUUCCCAAUGCUUUUCCAUUUUGUAUUAACGACUUUGUAAUUCUCCCUUUUUAGGACCGUAUUUUGUUGAGCAAAAUACCAGCAACAACACCCACCACCACAGUUCCCACAUAAAUACACAGAACUUCACACACCAUCCAUAAACGAUAACCGAAAUAUAUAUUCUGUGCUAAACGACCAGUUAAAUAAGUUCCAGUUAA